Messenger RNA from Cuscuta campestris, 2218 nucleotides. The record is from the annotation of a GenBank genome assembly. NCBI's taxonomy places the organism in Eukaryota, Viridiplantae, Streptophyta, Magnoliopsida, Solanales, Convolvulaceae.
AUUACCACCUUCAUCAAUUUCAAUGCAAAAAAUGGAGGAAUUUUUCCUCAGACCUAAAGAACAGUAGAUCUUGCAAGACAAAAAAACUCCAUCCACAGACCACACACAGUUCACUCUUCCCAAAUUCCAAACCAACCCUAAAAAAACAAAUUUUGAUUCGAGUUUUUGUACCAUUUUCUGCAUUAUCUUACCCAAGGGGAAAGGGGGGAGAAAAUUCUCUCCUUUCUCUUCACUGUGCAAAGAGAAAAGAAAAGGAGAAGACAGCUAUGGAGAGUCUCUCACCAAUCAAGAAAGGCCAUAGAUAAAGAUUAGGAGAAAAGCACACAUUUCCGUUGCUGCAAAAACUUUGUUCUUCACCAUGGGUAAGACGGAGGAUGAAGAGCCCUUACCCAUGGCUGCAGGGGGUGAGCUGACCCCACACCUUCGAAUGGGAAGCAGAAGAUGCUGCUGGAGAAUCAAUGGGUGGGUGAGUUACAGAUGCGUUUUUGCUCUGAUAUUUGGCGCGGCUGUGCUGCUCUCUGCUGUUUUCUCGCUCCCAAUCUUCAACUCUGGAGAUCCGAAGGAUCUAGAUCUGGAUGAUAGGUUUGCAGGGUAUGAGAUAGUAGCAAGCUUUAUGCUCAAGAGACCCGUUUCACUCUUGGAGCAGUACAUUUUGCAACUUGAAAAUGAAAUUUUGGAUGAAAUAAGUGUUUCCAACACCAAAGUGAACAUACUCUCUUUAGAAACCCCAGCCUUAUUAUCAUCAAACAAAACAAAGGUUUUUUUUGCUGUUGAUUCUAGUGUCAAAACUGUGGGCAUCUCCCCAACAGCCAAGACCAUAAUACACGACAAUUUUGAAUCAAUACUCGUUCAUCAGUCCUCUUUGCACUUGACCACGGCUUCUCUAUUUGGGACCCCAUUCUCAUUUGAGGUUCUUAAAUUCAAAGGGGGGAUCACCGUCAGCCCUUCGCAACAGAAAGCCUUCCUCUUGCAGAAAGUUCUCAUCAGUUUCCACUUCACCUUGAACUUUUCCAUUGAAGAAAUACAAGUUUAUUUUGAUCAACUCACCCAACAACUUAAGUGGGGCUUACACCUUUCUCCAUACGAGAACUUGUAUAUCAGCUUGGUUAACGUAAGGGGUUCAACGGUGGACCCACCCACGAUUGUAAGGUCGCGAGUUGUUUUGGUAGUCGGGAUACCCUCGAGGUCGAGGGAGAAGCAGUUAGCCCAAGCCAUUACCGGUUCUCAUGCAAAAAAUCUUGGCCUGAAUAACACUGUGUUUGGUAGAGUCAAACAGUCCUGCUCCUUCAAUUGUACCAUCUCCAACGCAGAGAAAAAGUGUGCGUGUGAAUCGGAAGCCCUCACCAACACCUAUGCCGGUUCUUGAACCUGCACAUAGGCCCACUCCACGUAAGAUUGGCCCAACAAGUCAUAUGCAGGCUGCUGCACCUCCUACCAAUUUGGAACCGAAUAAAAUUGCUCCAUCAGCAGCACCCAGUCUGCAUGAAGAUCCUCCUCCCACAUCAAACCCACUGCCACAUGUAGUUUAUUCUCUUGUUCCUCCCCCACUAUCGUCAUCAAGUCAUAGUGUUUCUGAUGCAGAACCUCCUGACAAGGCACAAUAUAUCUCGUAUUUCUCGUCAUCAGCAUCCACAGGUAGCCUUAAUUCGUCAUACCUAUGGGCUCUCCUUUUCUUUCUAAUAGCUCUACAUGCAUAGCAAGAUAACAAGAUGCAGAUAGAGUUCCACAAGAAACUAGCCCACCCUGCAAUUGUAAAAAAAAAAAAGAGCAGCUUCCACGAAUUAUUUCCUCAGCAAAGAUGGAGGAAGAUGAAGGCUAAGAGGACGGCGUGUUUGUACAUGUCUUUGUGUGUGUGUGUAAAUAGUAAUGAUAAAUUCAGCAGUAAGAUGCAUUUUCAGGUCAAAGUCGCAGAGGACAGGCCAGAGAGAAUGUGUUCUUGCUGUAAUGUAUGACUAUGAUCUCCUGCGUAACAUGGCAGAGUGAAAAAUUGAAUCAAGCAAAUGUACAAACCAACCAUUUUUGUUCCCAAUGUCUUUCCUGUCUUUGGCCUUAAUUUUCAGCACAGAAAUUGGUGAACUUGAUCUAUGAAUCCAUGAGUUGCCCUUAAAUUAUUUGUUUGUUAUCUGUACAGAACAGCAUAUGUAUGGGAGAGAAUUGUUUGUUUAGUUGUGAAUUUUCGAGGAGGUGGGAAGACUAAGAAUAAUGGGAAUCACUGGUC